This is a messenger RNA of Sphaeroforma arctica JP610, 1280 nucleotides long. RefSeq lists its product as hypothetical. The record is from RefSeq and is a predicted model, not a curated record. The transcript has 2 exons. NCBI's taxonomy places the organism in Eukaryota, Ichthyosporea, Ichthyophonida. The coding region runs from base 351 to 1019 and encodes 222 amino acids.
CAGAAGACCACUCGAAUGUAACACAAAGUACAUUUACAAUGUCAGCCACCACAGCGUAUGUAUCUUGCACUUGCUGCUUUUUGAGCCAUGCUGGACUUGCUACCGCGGGCACUCUAGCGCCAUCAAUGUUUGCAUUAUUCGUGGCCGUCAUUUGGGAGAGACCUAUAAAGAGGCCAGAUAAAUCGAGGAAUUCUGGCCUUGGGAGUUCCGCAUAGGAUCACUAUGGAUGCUGAUUCAGUGUUCAACACGAAUGCUAUGCUUAACAUUUGCGAAGCUGGGCAGAUUUACCGCAUUAUGUGUCAAUAGACCGGCAUCAGGGAAAUGGAAGAGCAGAGUUUCUCAUUCGCACGAUGAAGGAUUGGCUCAAACGCGAAGUUUCGGGGGACAAUGCGGAAGUUGGGUUCAGGGUGCACUCUGUAUAUGAUGUGGUGUGGACUUAUAAUGCGACGGUGAACUCGGGUACGAGAUUUUCUCCGUACUUUCACAUGACUGGGCGUACAUUUCUGCAUGCUCAGCGGGACCAGCUGCAGGAGCGAGUACUGGAGGAGGAGUUGACGGAGCGUGGCGCUGAGGCUGUGGUGCGUGAUGCUGUGGCCGUGCAGCGUGAUCGGCGUACGCAGGAGUCUCAACCGAAGAUUGUUGAGGUUCUACCGAACUUGAAGUACGAUGUAGAGGUAGCGCCUGGAGUUGUUCGCCCGUAUAUGAUAGAUGAGCUCAAGGCGCAUGUUCAAGGGAUCGAUAUGCCGCCACCGGGAAAGCAGAAAGCUGUUCGCUACCGGCCGCACGGGGAGUAUGAACUGUGGUUGACGUAUAGGUCUCCGAUGAAGGAGAUGACACAUGAGUACCGGCAGGAGAUUGGUCAUCGGUUGAGGCGCACGCCGAUGGCUUGUCGAUGGGCGGACGCGAAAAGUUCGGUGUGGGCAGAUGGGAAGGCUUUUGUGAUAGAGCACAGACGGCUAUUGCAUCGGCUCCAUUUCACCAGGCUCAGUUGCACGAGGAUCAUGAGAAGAUUCUCGUGAAGCAUUUUUCUAUUGAGCUCUCGCAGCGGUUGUAUCGGUCGCAAGUCAUUGUUUGCCUGAAGUUUGCGAGGGAGUCUACGUUUCGCAAUCGUAUGUUGCGCAAGUGGGGUAUGCUUCCAUUGACGUUGGAAGGUAUCGAGAUUCCGAGGCAGUAGUUAGUGCGGCGUGCGACGUAGUUAGUAGGACGGCAUAGUAAAAAUGUAUAGGCUGAGACUUCCUUGACUGUGGUCAGAGGGAGAAUGUGGCACCAUAAUAAUUUAC